Messenger RNA from Taeniopygia guttata (zebra finch), 5003 nucleotides. RefSeq names its product RPGRIP1 like (gene RPGRIP1L). The record is from RefSeq and is a predicted model, not a curated record. Gene Ontology annotation, biological process: non-motile cilium assembly; retinal rod cell development. NCBI's taxonomy places the organism in Eukaryota, Metazoa, Chordata, Aves, Passeriformes, Estrildidae. Gene Ontology annotation, cellular component: photoreceptor connecting cilium. Gene Ontology annotation, molecular function: thromboxane A2 receptor binding.
CGUUUGUCCCGCGGCGGAGGUGGUGGUGCUGUACCGGGGAUCGAACCGGGCCGGCGGGGCGGUGAGUGGGAGCGGCGGCUCCUCCUGUGGCCACGGCUCCUCCUGUGGCCACGGCUCCUCCUGAGGGAACGGCCGCCGGAGCUGCUGAGGGGGCUGCGGCACCGCUGGCUGCAGCGGGCUGUCCCCGGCCGGGGGGCCGGCCUGCGGCGGAGCUCCUGAAGAGAUAAUGCCAGCCCGUGAGGCCGCUGGCACAUGCAGACCAAUGAGCUCGAUGCCGGUGGGAAAGGCGGUGCCUCACCGUUAUAUUCAGAGCAGCCCGAGAGGCCUUUUCGGUUGCAGUAUCUAUUUUGUACCUAAAAGGUGCAAGGCGGUGCCUCACCGCUUUAUUCAGAGCAGCCCGAGGGGCCCUUUGGGUUGCAGUAUCUAUUUUGUACCUAAAGAGCGCAAAUUGGCCGCUGGGUUCAAGCGGGAGGUUUGUUCCCCUGCCCGAGUAUGGGAAAAUAGCAAGGAAAGCAUCAUUCUGGCCGCGUACAAGGCUCAUGAAAUUCUAAAUCCACAUUGAAACAAAUAUCGUAAUUUUUAAGAUUCCCCUAGAACCCCCUUCUCUAGAAGUGCUUCCUACCCUUACUGGGUAAGCCAUGCCUGUUUCAGCUGAUGAAACUGUGGGGAACCUGGCUGUGAGAGAUACAGUCCUUACUCCAGCUGGAAUUGAAGAAUUACAAGAAUCAUCAUCUAUACAGAAUGUAAAAGCUCGACAAGUCAUAUCAAAAAUCAGUCGGGAGGAACUGGAAGACAGAUUUCUUCGUCUGCGUGAUGACCACAUCCUACUCAAACAGUAUGCCAAUAAGCAAGAGAAGAAAAUUAAAAGAACGACCACCAAGUUAAUACGGCUCAUUAAUGAUAAAAGAAAAUGUGACCAGGCUGGCUCUGGACCCAAGCGGCUGGGUCAGGCUCUGGAGCUGGAAGAAAUGAUUGAGGAUUUGCAAGAAAAAGUUCGUGAGCUUGAGAAACAGAAUGAGAGCCUCCGCCACAAACUCAUUUCAACUAAACAGCAGCUCCAGAUUCAAGGCCACAGGCCUUGUCUCUACAGCUCCGUUCAAGCUCGUGUCAACACUGGUCUCAGAAAAGAGAGAGAGACUGCUGGCAUGCCAGAGCACACCAAGAAGGGAAUGAGAUUUCAAAGUUUAGAAGUGAGAUCAUCUGACCCUGUGCUCCCCAAAUAUGAACAGAGUCUGCUUGAGGAUUCAAGGGCUGAAAUCAGAAAUUUGGAGAGAGUCAUUGAGUCCCAAAAGAACCAAAUUGAAGAACUAGACCGUGCCAGAGAGUUUCUUGGGAGUCAACUAAGAAGGAAAGAAAAGGAAAUUGAAGAAUCCACCCUACGGCUGAAAGAGCAGGGUACAGCAAGCCAAAGGCUAAACAUUCAGGACAAUGUGGAAAUGAUCAAGGUCCGUAAGCAGCUUGCUGAGAAAAGCAAUGCUCUUUCGGCAAUGGAAGGAAGAUUUCUCCAGCUUGAAGAGAACCUAAAGAACUUGAAGACCAACCAUGAUGCUUUAUUAGCAAAAGGUGAUGAACUGAAUGUUCAGCUUAAAGAGGAGCGGUUAAAGUGCUUCAAUCUUCAGAAAGAAUUGCAGUCGGUGACUAUUUCAAACAGAAGGACAGAAGAGUUACAGGAAAGAAUAAAUGAUCUAGAAAAAGAGAACGAACUCUUGAAGGAAAACUAUGAUAAGCUGCAUAACAGUGUCUUCAGUCUACCCCAUGAACAACAAUGGAAAUCAAAGGAACAGCAACUGAAACUGCAAAUUGCUAAACUAGAGACGGCUAUCAAAACUGAUUUAGCAGACAAAAAUGAAAUCCUUGACAAGAUCAAAGUAGAAAGAGACCAAAAGGAAAAGCUGAUGCAAGACAACAAAGACCUGCAGUUACGCUACCUGGAACAAAAACAACAACUAGAUGAUCUGAAAAAUCAAGUGAAGUUUUUAACCAAGGAAAGUGAUGUUGGUAUGGCAGAAUUCAAUGAAAACCUCUUCCAUAUAAAGGAUCAAAAGCAACAAAAGAAUGUGGACCUUCUGUUCUUGGAAAAAGUGGAAAAAGAUAUCCAUAAAGAUUUAGAACACUCCAUGCAGGAGCUGCAGUUAACACAUGCGGAAACAGUGCAAGAACUGGAAAAGACAAGGAAUUUGUUACUUGUGCAGCACAAAAUUAGCAAAGAUUACCAGACUGAAGUGGAAACAAUGACAAGAAAGAUGGAAAAUCUACAGAAAGACUAUGAGUUAAAACUGGAACAAUAUACCCAUCUUCUUGAUAUUAGAGCUGCACGUAUCAGAAAACUUGAAGCCCAACUAAGAGACAUUGUGUAUGAUACAAAACCACUUAAGUCCAGACGAGACGUAUUGCUGAGUGAUCCAGUGGGUGAAUUUGUUGAAACUGUUCGUUUAGAAAGAGGAGAGAACCUUUUUGAAAUUCAUAUCAGCAAAGUGAUCUUCUCUUCUGAAGCUAUGCACACUUUUGGUGACUGGGAACCUGCUACCUUUUGUACUUACGCCUUCUAUGACUUUGAACUUCAGAUAACGCCAGUAGUUCAUGGGAAGAUGCCAUCAUAUGACUUCACUUCUCAGUUUCUUGUGCAGUCUGAUGAUAGCUUCUUUCACUAUAUAAAGGAAAACAGCAUCACGCUGGAGGUUCAUCGUGCCUAUGGCAUAGACUAUGAAACAAUUGCUUCUUGUCAGCUUAAGUUCUGUGAAAUCUUGGAAAACGACGGCAAGAUCUACAACACAGCAAAUUUAGUUGGAAAAACAGGACACAUUCAAAAUUUUGGUACCGUAGAAUACUGGAUCAGAUUACAAGUUCCUAUGGACCGAGCUAUUAUUCCCUACAAACAGAGGCCAAAAGAUGUGGGAUAUAUAACACCCAGUUUUAGGGAACAUGAACAACCAUCCAAGACUCCAGCACUCAAAGUGAAGCAGCGGGCAGCUCAAGCACACAAGAGAGUCUCUUUUCUGGAUGUUAGUGCAAUACAGAUGGCACAUGUACAGGAUGCUAAACAGCUGUCGGGUGACAAAGUGAAGGAGGUGGCUGAAGAAAUUCAGCAGGAGAAAGAAGAGCUCUCUCAUCUGUCAGAGGAGCAGGUGGCUGACCAAAGACUGAUUACUUCUAAAGAUGAGAUAGAAAUAAUUGAAGAAUUGGAACCAGAAGAUCAAGAAGAUCAUCAAGAGGAUGAUGCUGUUGAAUCAAUAAAAACUGACAGUGAUGACUGUAUUAUUUCAAGUCCAGUAUCCACAAAUAUUAAACAGCUGAGUCAGAGUGUACAUGGCAAUUAUUUGGAAGCUGAAAAAAUUCAGAUUAAAAUUACAUCACUUGGUCUUACUGAGUCACGAAUUACAGCAGAUGAAACAAUACAGCAGCUGUUUGUAGAAUGCAGAUUAAACAAUUUCCUUGCAGAGGAGACCCCGCUGUCACUUCCAAAACCACCUGGUGGUCAGAGGAUUCACUAUAACUAUAGCACUGUGAUAAAUGUGGAUAAGGAAGAUAAUCAUGCAGAAAGAGAGUAUCUCAAGUCAAUUCUUCUAAAGCCAGAUCUACCUGCUCACAGCCUAAAAUUUACAGUGGUCAGUGAUCCCCCAGAAGAUGAGCAAGAUCUUGAAUGUGAGGAUAUUGGUUUUGCUUAUGUCAGUUUAAAAGAGAUAUUCCAGAAGCAAAGAGAUAUCAUUGAGCAAGAUAUUGAUGUUUUUGAUUCCCAGGAUGCCAGUGCAGUGAUUGGGAAGCUCACGGUGACUGUGGCAGCCCUCAGUGCUCUGCGUUCAGUCCUGCAGGAAUGCAGAAGGGAUUAGGAGGCAGGAAAGGGACAUCUGCCUCUUAAAGUUCCUGCUCCCUGUGUAAAGAUACACUUGAUGGUUCAUCAAAAAUGAGAUCUGUAUCAUUCUUAUAGUAUAUUUAAUGUAAAGUGUAUAUGAAAAAGAUGCUUGAUGUCCAGGUAUAAAGUUUUAUACAUUUUUUAGUCUGUUUCUUUUUAAGGUCCUUGUUGAAUCAUACUUCAGGCUCUCAACACUUGAUUAACAAUCUAACUUCAUCCCAACGAACUUUGGUUUCAAAUGCAAGCUUGUAAAUUAUCAGAUACCAAUUGAGAGCAUUUUGUUGAAGGAAAUGAGUGAUGGUGAACCUUCAAACAGAAAUGCUUGUAGAUUCUUACUAAGAGUAGUUCUGUCACAAUGCUCUGUCAGAGUGCAAUCGUUCCUGGUAGAAGUGGCCUCAGGUAGUUUUUAGUCCAGGAUUAGGUGUUAUGUUACUCAGGGCUGUAUCCAGCCUCCUCUGAGAACUUCCAAGGACAGGCACUGCUUAACUGCUCUGCACAACCUGUUCCAGUGCCUGGCUGUUCUCAUAAGGAAAAAAGGAGAUGCAUUUCUACACAUUCCUUCAAUCCAAAUUGAAGCCAAAGCUAGAUCUAGGCAUGUGGAGCAGCUUUUGCACUUAAUACACCAUCUAAUAAUUUAAUUUGUUUUGGUUUGGUUUGUUUGUUUUUUUUUUUUAAUUCUAGGGAUGGCAUGUUUAUAAUUUGUUUCAGCCAUUUAACAUUUUGCACAGAAAUAAAAAUAACAAAGCCUUUUAGUGUUGAUUUUCAUGCUUUGCAGUAUACCAUCACAUUUUUAUCCAUUUUUGUGAAGCAGUUGACAAAAAAUAGCUGUUAUUUUUAUCAAAGUGGUUUGCUCAGGUAAUGUUUCUGUAGAUUUUAGUGGUAAACAAUUUGUUAUGGUUUAUUCCUGGGUUUGGAGUUUUUUUUAUAUUAGGCUUAGAUUAUUUUAAGAGUAAGGAUAGCUGCAACAGUGCAAGGCAGGUCUUCCACACAAUUAGCAAUUAUUUGUUUCAUAUUUUUGUUAAAUGCAGAAUUAUUUCCUUGUGUAUUAAAGUCACAAGAACUGAACCAUUCUUGAAAAAAUGUUACAAAAAUGUGGUCCUUCUACUGCUACCAAAAAAAAAUCAAUAAAAUAAACUCUCUUGCUUGUUAUAAA